AUGGCGGCCUCCUUGCAAGACAGGGAUGGCCGUUGUAGAUUUACAAAAACACGGUCGCUUUUAACGAAAAAGAAAAGGUCAAGAGUAAAAAUUGACCACAAUUAUUCUAUUGGACAUGUACUUAAUACGGGAGGUGAGUCGCCACCAAAGAUCCCUGAAAACGCCAGUAAAGACAGCUGGAAGGAAGGUCGCCGGAUCAUUGAACUACAUGUAGACUGUCUUCUUUCUGGACUCUUGUAUUGUAAAAACUGUUUACUAGGUCCUGUCCCGUUAACAUAUGACACAGUAGUAGGAGAACUGAAGAAAGGUCUAGGUGGAUACCUGUAUGUUUUGUGUUCAAAUGUCGAUUGUCGUCACGUAAACAAGGUGCCAUACGGAAAAACGUACCGAGUGACAAAAAAUGGAAUGCCUCGUUUUUCCGUCAAUACAAAGCUUGGUACAGCUAUGAUAGACAGCAUAGGGGGCCCAGACAAAGUCAACAAUAUCUUGUCAACAUUAAAUAUACCAACAAUAAGUUCCAAAAUUCUAAAAAGUAUGGAGAGACGUGCUGGUGAAGUGAUAGAGGAGGUGGCCAGAAAAUCGACAAAUAAUGCAGCAUUAGAAGCAUUCAAGAUGGAAAUGCAAGAAAUUGCGAAAGACGAGUCAGAAGAAGCGCUAUCAACUAUGGGUCCAGUAGUUGAAGAUCUUGGUGUUUGUCCACUCCCAGAUGCAUCUCCGUCAAUCAGACAAGUAUUUUCUGCUGCGUUCGAUGAAGUGACUGGUGAUUGUGCUGCAGACCAAAACAAAGAUGAUAUAGUGGAUGUUGGUGAUGAUGAAUGGGAAGAUUUGCCUACUGAAGGCAUUUCUCCACCACUGAAACCCCCUUAUAAACUGAAGAAGAAAUUAGUUAGGAAGAAGACAUCUAGAUCGUCAAAAAGCACAAAAAGAGCAUUACAAUUUCCAUGUAAAUCAAGAUCAGGCAUGACUGUUGAUCAGGCAUGACUGUUGCUGUGGAUACGGCAUGGCAGAAACGCGGCUUUGACAGUCUUACUUGUGAACACGACUGCUGGGCUAUCUCCUGGUACGCACACUGAACAGUAUGCCACAAAGAUGACAAAGAAGAGGAAGGCCAUGCAAGAGAAGUCACAACUACCAUCAACGAAACGCAGGAGAAUGAUCCUUAAGCAAG
Saccostrea cuccullata (small rock oyster) is the source of this 1168-nucleotide messenger RNA. RefSeq lists its product as uncharacterized. The coding region runs from base 1 to 981 and encodes 326 amino acids. The transcript is spliced from 6 exons. NCBI's taxonomy places the organism in Eukaryota, Metazoa, Mollusca, Bivalvia, Ostreida, Ostreidae. The record is from RefSeq and is a predicted model, not a curated record.